CGUGAUACCGUAUAGUGUACGUACGAAACAUCGUCCGAAAGUAAUUGACGUCACUUGAUAUUGCGUUCGAUAUCACGCAGAAUUCCAACGAGAAGCAAACUCCACCCUCUAUCUUUUAUGCUUGCAUCAGUGACAAUUCCGCUACGGAGAUCACGUCAUUACUCAUUUCGGAAACAAACGUUGCAGCAGCGUAUCACGGUAAUCUUUAUCAUUCGUCACGAUAGGUUAUCCAAUUUUCCAGUAAUUGGUGCAUAGUAAUACGUUUUGGAAAAUGAAGUACUUCCUGUUAUUUCUUUUAAUAACUGUGACAGUUCAAUGGUCAGUUGCCCCGCCUGUUAAUCAAAAAAGCAAGAACCAUGAUAAUGAAAAUGAAGUUGAAGAUGUGGAAGAAAUGGUAGACUUGGAGUAUCGUAGAUACUUGAUGGAAGUAGUUCAAGUGUUAGAGAGUGAUCCUGAUUUUCAAGCAAAGUUGGAAAAAGCAACUGAAACAGAUAUACGUACAGGGAAGAUAGCCGAUCAACUUGAAUUUGUAAAUCAUAAUGUUAGGUCAAAAUUGGAUGAGAUCAAGAGAGAAGAACUAGAGAGAUUAAGACAUCUCGCAACAAAAGAAAAUGAAUUAAAAAAUGGUUUAGAUGUUGAUCAUUUGAAAAUAACGGAACAUUUAGAUCAUACUAACACACGUACAUUUGAAAUCCAGGAUUUAAAGAAAUUAAUUGCGAAGACUACUAAAGAUUUGGCAAAUGCUGAUAGGAGAAGACGGGAGGAAUUUAAACGGCAUGAAAUGGAGAAGAAAUACGCUGAGCGAGGAAAAUUAAAUCUUAUGAGCGAUGCAGAGAAAAAAAAGUAUGAGGAAGAACAAGAAGCAUUGAGGGAAAAGAGAAAAAAGCAUGAACCUAUACAUCAUCCAGGAAGUAAACAGCAAUUAGAAGAAGUAUGGGAAAAACAAGAUCAUGUAGAUACAGAAUUUAAUCCUAAAACAUUCUUUUUCCUUCAUGAUAUCGAUGGCAAUGGAGCAUGGGAUCAAGUCGAAGUCAAAACUUUAUUUUUGAAAGAAUUGGAUAAACUUUAUGCUCAAGGGACGCCUCAAGACGAUUUGUUGAAGCGAGCCGAGGAAAUGGAAAGAAUGAGGGAACAUGUAUUUAACGAGGCUGAUCUUAAUAAAGAUGGUCUUAUUAGUUUAAAAGAAUUUUUGGAACAAACAAAGAAACCAAGUUUCCAACAAGAUGAAGGAUGGCAAGAUUUGGAUGAUCAACAAAUUUAUACUCAGGAAGAGUAUGAAGCUUUUGCAAAACACAAACAAGACGAGAUACAGAAUCUGAUUGCCAAAGGAAUAAUACCACGAGAAACAGAUAGUAUACCAGAAGAUAUUGAGUCGUUUCCAUCACAACAUGGACAACCAAUUUCUCCCGGAUUAGUUCCUCCACAAGUAGAUCCAAAUCAAAAUAUGUUGCAUCAACAAUUUCAAGAUCAGAUUCAUCCGCAGUAUCAACAGCAGCCACAAAUUGUAAUUCCUCAGCAACAAAUUCACGGUCAAAUCUCUCAACAGCAGCAACAAUUACAAGGGCAAAUACCACCGAAUCAGCAAUAUCAACAGAUGAAGAUAUCUCAAAAUCAAAUUCCUGUUCAGCAGCUACAGGCUCAACAAGCACAGAUUCAACAAAAUCAGCCUUUAGUUCAACAACAAGGGCAAAUUCCAAUUCAACAAGUUCAACCUCAAGCCGCAAAUUUCCAGCAACAACAAAACCUAUUAAAUCAAGUACCACAAAAUGUUCAGACGAACGCCGUGCCCCAACAAAACAGCCUAAAUCUACCAAAUUCGCAACCCGUGCAAAUACUCGCACAACAAGAGAUUAACAGGAACAAAAUAUCACCCAACGAGAAAGUAUAAUUUUGUCUUUAAUUUGACAAGAUUAUGGAAGAUUUGAUUUAACAAGAAUAUGUCUUCGAUUUGUAAAAAAAAAAAAGUACAACUGCGUCGUUUUAUCGUAUUUUUCAUAUCUUCCACCAUUAUGUAUUCAUCUAUAUAUAACAUCUAUAUAUAAUAUGAUCGUAUACAGAAUGCUGACGUUACGUUUAUCAUGACAAUCCGAACAACUUAUUUCUCACGAAAUGUAAAUAAAAUUAUUUCCAAGAAAA
Messenger RNA from Frieseomelitta varia, 2136 nucleotides. RefSeq names its product nucleobindin-2 (gene NUCB1). Gene Ontology annotation, cellular component: extracellular exosome; endoplasmic reticulum-Golgi intermediate compartment. The record is from RefSeq and is a predicted model, not a curated record. The coding region runs from base 272 to 1888 and encodes 538 amino acids. Lineage: Eukaryota; Metazoa; Arthropoda; Insecta; Hymenoptera; Apidae. The transcript is spliced from 12 exons. Gene Ontology annotation, molecular function: calcium ion binding.